Messenger RNA from Pipistrellus nathusii (Nathusius's pipistrelle), 5499 nucleotides. Lineage: Eukaryota; Metazoa; Chordata; Mammalia; Chiroptera; Vespertilionidae. The record is from the annotation of a GenBank genome assembly.
AUGGCAAACUCGACGGGGAAGGCGCCUCCGGACGAGCGGAGAAAGGGACUGGCUUUCCUGGACGAGCUGCGGCAGUUCCACCACAGCCGAGGGUCGCCUUUUAAGAAAAUCCCCGCGGUGGGUGGGAAGGAGCUGGAUCUGCACGGUCUCUACACCAGAGUGACUACUUUAGGAGGAUUCGCGAAGGUUUCGGAGAAGAAUCAGUGGGGAGAAAUUGUUGAAGAGUUCAACUUUCCCAGAAGUUGUUCUAACGCUGCCUUUGCUUUAAAACAGUAUUACUUGCGUUACCUAGAAAAGUACGAGAAAGUUCAUCAUUUUGGGGAGGAUGAUGAUGAAGUACCACCAGGCAAUCCAAAGCCACAGCUUCCUAUUGGUGCAAUUCCAUCUUCCUACAAUUACCAGCAACACAGUGUAUCAGAUUAUCUUCGUCAAAGUUAUGGGCUAUCUAUGGACUUCAAUUCGCCAAAUGAUUAUAACAAAUUGGUGCUUUCACUGUUAUCUGGGCUCCCAAAUGAAGUGGAUUUUGCUAUUAAUGUAUGCACUCUUCUAUCAAAUGAAAGCAAACAUGUCAUGCAACUUGAAAAAGACCCUAAAAUCAUCACUUUAUUACUUGCUAAUGCUGGGGUGUUUGACGACACUUUAGGAUCCUUUUCUACUGUAUUUGGAGAAGAAUGGAAGGAGAAGACUGAUAGAGAUUUUGUUAAGUUUUGGAAAGACAUUGUUGAUGAUAAUGAAGUUCGUGACCUUAUUUCUGAUAGAAACAAGUCUCAUGAAGGUACAUCAGGAGAAUGGAUUUGGGAGUCUUUAUUUCAUCCACCUCGAAAGCUGGGCAUUAAUGAUAUUGAAGGACAGCGGGUACUUCAGAUUGCAGUGAUUUUGCGAAACCUUUCUUUUGAGGAGGGAAAUGUUAAGCUCUUGGCAGCUAAUCGUACCUGUCUUCGUUUCUUAUUACUUUCUGCACAUAGUCAUUUUAUUUCUCUAAGGCAAUUAGGCCUUGACACAUUAGGAAAUAUUGCAGCUGAGCUUUUAUUGGACCCUGUUGAUUUCAAAACUACUCAUCUGAUGUUUCAUACUGUUACAAAAUGUCUAAUGUCAAGGGAUAGAUUUUUAAAGAUGAGGGGCAUGGAAAUUUUGGGAAAUCUUUGCAAAGCAGAAGAUAAUGGUGUUUUGAUUUGUGAAUAUGUCGAUCAGGACUCAUACAGAGAGAUCAUUUGUCAUCUCACUUUACCUGAUGUACUGCUCGUAAUCUCAACACUCGAGGUGCUAUAUAUGCUCACAGAAAUGGGAGAUGUAGCCUGCACAAAAAUUGCAAAAGUAGAAAAGAGCAUAGACAUGUUAGUAUGUCUGGUUUCUAUGGAUAUUCAAAUGUUUGGCCCUGAUGCACUAGCUGCAGUAAAACUCAUUGAACAUCCAAGUUCCAGUCAUCAAGUUUUAUCUGAAAUUAGGACACAAGCUGUAGAGCAAGUUCAAACCCAGAUCCAUGUAGCAUCUGCCCCAGCUUCCAGAGCAGUUGUAGCACAGCAUGUUGCUCCACCUCCAGGAAUAGUGGAAAUAGAUAGUGAGAAGUUUUCUUGUCAGUGGCUAAAUGCUCAUUUUGAAGUAAAUCCAGAUUGUUCUGUCUCUCGAGCAGAAAUGUAUUCUGAGUACCUCUCAACUUGCAGUAAAUUAGCUCGUGGUGGAAUCCUAACAUCAACUGGAUUUUAUAAAUGUCUUAGAACUGUGUUUCCAAAUCAUUCAGUGAAGAGAGUGGAGGAUUCCAGUAAUAGUGGGCAGGCGCAUAUUCAUGUCGUAGGAGUAAAACGGAGGGCUAUACCACUUCCCAUUCAGAUGUACUAUCAGCAGCAGCCAGUUUCUACUCCUGUUGUUCGUGUUGAUUCUGUUCCUGAUAUAUCUACAAGUCCUUUACCUGCAGGAAUCCCUCAUGGACCACAAACUGUAGGAAACCAUUUUCAGAGGACUCCUGUUACCAAUCAAUCUUCAAAUUUGACUGCAACACAAAUGUCUUUUCCUGUACAAGGUGUUCAUACUAUGGCACAGACUGUUUCAAGAAUUCCACCAAAUCCUUCAGUUCAUACCCACCAGCAACAAAAUGCUCCGGUGACUGUCAUUCAAAAUAAAGCUCCAAUUCCUUGUGAAGUUGUUAAGGCUACAAUGAUCCAGAAUUCUAUACCCCAGACAGCAGUUCCUGUUAGUAUUGCUGUGGGAGGAGGAGCUGCACAGAGUUCUGUAGUUCAGAAUCAUAGUACAGGGCCACAGCCUGUUACAGUUGUAAAUUCCCAGACAUUGCUUCAUCAUCCAUCUGUAAUUCCACAACAGUCUCCAUUACACACCGUAGUACCAGGGCAGAUACCUUCUGGCACUCCUGUUACUGUAAUUCAACAAACUGUCCCACAAAGUCAUAUAUUUGGCAGAGUACAGACCAUGCCAGCAUGUACUUCUACAGUUUCACAGGGUCAACAGUUGAUCACCACGUCACCCCAACCUGUGCAAACUUCAUCUCAACAGACAUCAGCUGGUAGCCAGCCACAAGACACUGUCAUCAUAGCACCCCCACCGUAUGUAACAACUUCUGCAUCUAAUAUUGUCUCAGCAACUUCAGUACAGAAUUUUCAGGUAGCUACAGGACAAAUGGUUACUAUUGCUGGUGUCCCAAGUCCACAACCCUCAAGGGUAGGGUUUCAGAACAUUGCACCAAAACCUCUCCCUUCUCAGCAAGUUUCAUCAACAGUGGUACAACAGCCUAUUCAACAACCACAGCAGCCAGCCCAACAAAGUGUAGUGAUUGUAAGCCAGCCAGCUCAACAAGGUCAGACGUAUGCACCAGCCAUUCACCAAAUUGUUCUUGCUAAUCCAGCAGCUCUUCCAGCUGGUCAGACAGUUCAGCUAACUGGACAACCAAACAUAACUCCAUCUUCCUCACCAUCACCUGUCCCAGCUUCUAAUAACCAAGUCCCUACUGCCAUGUCAUCUUCUUCCACCCCUCAAACACAGGGACCACCUCCUACUGUCAGUCAAAUGCUAUCUGUGAAAAGACAGCAGCAGCAGCAUUCACCAGCACCUCCACCUCAGCAGGUACAAGUACAAGUUCAGCAGCCACAAGUACAGAUGCAAGUUCAACCACAGCAAACAAAUGCAGUUGGUCAGCCUGCUUCUGGUGAGUCAAGCCUGAUAAAACAGUUGCUGCUUCCAAAACGUGGUCCUUCAACUCCAGGUGGUAAGCUUAUUCUCCCAGCUCCACAGGUUCCUCCCCCUAAUAAUGCAAGAGCUCCUAGCCCUCAGGUGGUAUACCAGGUGGCCAAUAACCAAGCAGCAGGUUUUGGAAUGCAGGGGCAAACUCCAGCACAGCAGCUGUUAGUUGGGCAGCAAAAUGUUCAGUUGGUCCAAGGUGCAAUGCCUUCCACAGGAGGAGUGCAAACUCUGCCCAUCCCGAAUUUACAAAUAUUGCCAGGUCCACUGAUCUCAAAUAGCCCAGCAACCAUUUUCCAAGGGACUUCUGGCAACCAGGUAACCAUAACAGUUGUGCCAAAUACAAGUUUUGCAACUGCAACUGUGAGUCAGGGAAAUGCAACUCAGCUAAUUGCUCCAGCAGGAAUUACCAUGAGCGGGACCCAGGCAGGAGUUGGACUUCAGGUGCAAACACUUCCAGCCAGUCAAGCAUCUCCAGCUGGACAAUCAUCUUGUACUACUGCUACUCCCCCAUUCAAAGGUGAUAAAAUAAUUUGCCAAAAGGAGGAGGAAGCAAAAGAAGCAACAGGUUUACAUGUUCAUGAACGUAAAAUUGAAGUCAUGGAGAACCCGUCCUGCAGACGAGGAACCAUGAACACCAGCAAUGGGGAUACAAAAGAAAAUGAAAUGCAGGUGGGAAGUCUUUUAAAUGGGAGAAAGUACAGUGACUCAAGUCUACCUCCUUCAAACUCAGGGAAAAUUCAAAGUGAGGCUAAUCAGUGCUCACUAAUUAGUAAUGGGCCAUCAUUAGAAUUAGGUGAAAAUGGAGCAUCUGGAAAACAGAACUCAGAACAAGUGGACAUGCAGGAUAUCAAAAGUGAUUUGAGAAAACCUUUAGUUAAUGGAAUCUGUGAUUUUGAUAAAGGAGAUGGUUCUCAUUUAAGCAAAAACAUUCCAAAUCACAAAACUUCCAAUCAUGUAGGAAAUGGUGAGAUAUCUCCAAUGGAAUCACAAGGGACACUAGAUGCCACUCAGCAAGAUACUGCCAAAGGUGAUCAACUAGAAAGAAUUUCUAAUGGACCUGUAUUAACUUUGGGUGGUUCACCAUCUGUGAGCAGUAUACAGGAGACUUCAAAUGUGGCAACACAGCAAUCUAGUGGUACUGACUUGCCUAAUGGACCUCUAACUUCAAGUUUGAAUUCAGAUGUGCCUCAGCAACGCCCAAGUGUGGUUGUCUCACCACAUUCUACAACCUCUGUUAUACAGGGGCAUCAAAUCAUAGUUCCCCACUCAGGAUCGAGAGUGUCCCAUUCUCCUGCCCUACCAUCUGAUGUUCGGUCUACAAAUGGCACAGCAGAAUGCAAAACUGUAAAGAGGCCAGCAGAAGAUAAUGAUAGGGAAACAGUCACAGGAAUUCCAAAUAAAGUAGGCGUUAGAAUUGUUACAAUCAGUGACCCCAACAAUGCUGGCUGCAGUGCAACAAUGGUUGCUGUGCCAGCAGGAGCAGAUCCAAGCACUGUAGCUAAAGUAGCAAUAGAAAGUGCUGUUCAGCAAAAGCAGCAGCAGCCACCGUCAUACGUACAGAAUGUGGUCCCACAGAACACUCCUAUGACGCCUUCACCAGCUGUACAAGUGCAGAACCAGCCUAACAGUUCUCAGCCUCCUCCAUUCAGUGCAUCUAGUCAACAUGGGGAUUCAGUGAGAAAACCUGGACACAACUUCAUGUGUCUGUGGCAGUCUUGUAAAAAGUGGUUUCAGACACCCUCACAGGUUUUCUACCAUGCAGCGACUGAACAUGGAGGAAAAGAUGUCUAUCCAGGGCAAUGUCUGUGGGAAGGUUGUGAGCCUUUUCAGCGACAAAGGUUUUCUUUUAUUACCCACUUACAGGAUAAGCACUGUUCAAAGGAUGCCCUGCUUGCAGGAUUAAAACAAGAUGAACCAGGACAAGCAGGAAGUCAAAAACCUUCUACCAAGCAGCCAGUUGUAGGGGGCACAAGCUCAACUCCUAGAGCACAAAAGGCCAUUGUGAACCAUCCCAGUGCUGCCCUUAUGGCUCUGCGGAGAGGAUCAAGAAACCUCGUCUUUCGAGAUUUUACAGAUGAAAAAGAGGGACCAAUAACUAAACACAUCCGACUAACAGCUGCCUUAAUAUUAAAAAAUAUUGGUAAAUAUUCAGAAUGUGGUCGCAGGUUGUUGAAGAGACACGAAAACAGCCUAUCAGUGCUAGCCAUUAGUAACAUGGAAGCGUCCUCCACCCUUGCCAAAUGCCUUUACGAACUUAACUUUACAGUUCAGAGUAAAGAACAAGAAAAAGACUCGGAAAUGCUGCAGUGA